AUGUCGAACAACCAGUCGGACCCCUCGUCAACGAGGGUCUCCUUCUCACCGUCGGACACGGCCAUGUUAGAGGCGUUAGUCCCAGGAUAUACCUUCAUAUCUAGAUUUGUCUUUUCAUAUCUUCACAUUGACCUCGCCGCCUAUCUGCAGUAUUUCGUUGCUCUGGCUCUGUUCGGUGCCUCCAUGCGAUACCUUUUCGAGCAUGUAUCAGACAACUUCUCCAAAUACUUCAUCUCGACGGCAGAAAUGCGCCUCGAUGAUGAGAUCUUCAACUAUUUCAUGUACUGGUGGUCGCGACAGCCACAAGUGAAGCGCACGCACCGAUUCCUGGCUGGUGUCAGGACAAACGGCUACUGGAGCGACGAGGACGACUCUGAUCACGAGCGCUCAGAUAGUGAAGACGAGUGGGAGGACGCUGACGGCUCCAUGAGCACAGAGUCAUUCGAUGCAUACUGGACUAGGGUCAUCAACCGGGACAAAUACAAACGCCUACGAUUCACGCCUUCGCAGGGGCGGCACUAUUUCUGGUAUCAGGGCCGGCUGUUGAUGCUGGAUCGACAAUAUGAGAAGACCACGGCUCGCUGGGUGCUCAACAAUGAGAAGCUGUACCUUUCAUGCUGGGGCCGAGACCCUUCCAUUCUUCACCAAUUGCUGUCCGAUGCGCAGCACAAGUUUGUCGAACGGGACGGCAGCCGGACUAUCAUUUAUCGUGGACAGAGAUGUUCUUCGGGCACUACCUUCAGCUGGAGUCGGUGUAUGUCUCGACCCCCACGGCCACUAGACACUGUGAUCCUGGACGAUGCGCAGAAACACAGUUUUCUGGCUGAUAUCGAAACCUACCUGGAGAAAGGGACCGCCAAAUGGUACGCUGCGCAUGGUAUUCCCUAUCGGCGUGGCUACCUGCUCUCUGGACCUCCUGGCACCGGCAAGUCGAGCUUGUGUUUUGCCGUAGCAGGCAAGCUCGGAUUGAAAAUUUAUCUUCUCAACCUGAGCUCUCGAGCGCUAGAUGAAGAUAACCUGUAUUCUCUGUUCUCUGAACUGCCUCGUCGCUGCAUACUUCUUGUAGAAGAUGUUGAUACCUCGGACAUCACCCACACCCGAGGAACAUCGAUCUUCCCCAAGUCUGCCAGGACCAAUGCCGACGCAUUCCCACCCCAGGCAGGCAACGGCUCCUCUCCAGCUGAAGUGGACAAGGCCAAUGUGCCUGAAAAGCCUGAACGAGAAGGGAUCACGCUUUCAAGCUUGUUGAAUGUGCUCGACGGUGUGGCCGCUAGUGAAGGCCGUAUUCUGGUCAUGACAACGAACCAUCCUGAAAAGCUGGAUGAUGCACUUCUUCGGGCUGGUCGUGUCGAUAUGCACAUUGAAUUCCGACGGGCAGUUUCCGAGGACAUCGAAAAACUCUACAGAUCGAUCUAUUCGGUCUCGAAAGAUGAUCGCACACACCCAUCAUCUCGCCGAGGAGAAAACGGAAGUACAACAACAAUGCAAAACGGCAGCGCGGAUCAUCCUAAUAACCCAAAAGGCGUUGAAGGCGAAGACGAAGAGAACACUGACAACAAACCGAACGGUCUCCGUGGACGUCAAAACGAGCUCAGGUCUCGCAUUGCGACUCUUGCAAAAGAGUUCGCUUCUCUUGUACCUAGUGGGGAGUUCUCUCCCGCUGAGAUCCAGGGAUAUCUUCUUAAGCACAAAACUCACCCCGAGAGAGCAAUCAAGGAAGUUGCAGAAUGGGUGAAGGAGGAGAAAGAGAAGAAGGGUGCACAGAAAGCAGCGGACAAUAAGGCCAAGGAAGACGCCGAUAGCAAACAUACAUAG
Messenger RNA from Penicillium canariense, 1815 nucleotides. RefSeq names its product BCS1 and AAA domain-containing protein. Gene Ontology annotation, cellular component: mitochondrial inner membrane. Gene Ontology annotation, biological process: mitochondrial respiratory chain complex III assembly; protein insertion into mitochondrial inner membrane from matrix. The coding region runs from base 1 to 1815 and encodes 604 amino acids. The transcript has a single exon. Gene Ontology annotation, molecular function: ATP binding; ATP hydrolysis activity. Lineage: Eukaryota; Fungi; Ascomycota; Eurotiomycetes; Eurotiales; Aspergillaceae. The record is from RefSeq and is a predicted model, not a curated record.